GCAUGGAUUGUGCUGCGAAUUACUGUAGUACGUUCCGUUGCUUGCCGCCAAGCUCCGAGCACAACACCCGAUGGACGAAGCCUGCCUCAGUUCCGUCUGUAGGCAGCUUCACGCAAUCGGGUACCUCUGACAAAGUUGCCUCCCUAGCCACGGAAGCUCACCAAGGCAAGGUAAGUAGCUAAUGGACGUUGGCCCUACUCCUCGCCUCUUCGCCGUUUUGUCAAAGCCAAAACCAAAGCCAAUGGUGCCUACAUAUCGAGCCCCCCAGCUCGCCGACCGCUGCGGGUGUGUAGCCUCGACUAGACACGGGCAUGCAAGCAGAGUAAGGGGCAAAGCCCACUGUACCUCAACGAUAUUUCGCAUCUCGAUAUUUCGCAUCCCGGUUGUUACGAUCGCCAUUGGAAGCUUCGGUUGUUGCGAUUGCCGCCCUCGUCUUCCGCAACGCCGGCAGUGGCACAAGCAAGACCGGAAUUUGUCUCCCUUUACCCCUCCAUCCCGUUCCGUCAGGACCACCGUGCCCCUCCUGCCCCUCCUUACCUACAAGGUACCUAGCUAGAUACUUCGGAACGUACCUUAUCCCGAAAAAAGAGCACCUAUUAGUCAUCCGAGUUGCCUGCAACUUUCUGGUCCUCCAAGCUAUGCCUGCAGCCAACAUCAUCGCUGCAUGCGCGUCGGCAUGUCGACCUCAUCAGCUCCGAGCUCGCUCUUCAACCUCGAUGCGCUCUUCGACAACCCGUUAUUUGCAGGCGGCAUCGGCCUAGCCUCCCUAGGCGCCGCCGCGGCGUUUGCCCGAAAAGGCGCCAUCGUUGCCCUUGGCGCUGCUCGCCGCCGCUUGCUCGUCAACGUCGAGAUCAGCAAGCAAGAUCCGGCCUACCCAUGGAUCCUCGCAUGGCUUUCGCAGCCGCGUGAGAACCCGGGCUUUCUCGCAUCGAGGCUCACGCGAAUACACAAUCUCUCGGUGACGACAACGACCAGUUCCCGCGGCGCCAACCUCGGCGGACCUUCCAACGCUCACUUCUUUCUUCAACCUGGCUAUGGACGGCAUAUCGUCAAGUUUGGUGGCGCGUAUAUCGCCGUCAACAGGGAGAAACAUAGCACGGCCAACAUGAACACCGGAGAGCCUCACGAGAUAGUACAGUUGACGACGCUAUGGGCUCACCGGCAUGCCUUUGAAGCAAUCUUCUCCGAGGCCCAUCAGCUUGCUGCCAAAGCCAACGAAGGCAGAACGAUUGUAUAUGCUGCGCGAGGCAUGGACUGGGCGAGCCUUGGUGAGCCGAGGAAGAAACGCCCGCUCGGCUCUGUGGUGCUUGAUGAAGGCGUCAAGGAGAGUAUUGUUACCGAUGUCAAGGACUUUCUGUCGAGACAACAAUGGUAUGUCGAUCGAGGCAUCCCAUAUCGAAGGGGCUACCUCCUUUUUGGGCCACCCGGAAGUGGGAAGAGCUCUUUUAUCCAGGCCCUUGCUGGAGAGCUGGACUUUGGGGUGGCCAUGGUCAACCUCAGCGAGAUGGGUAUGACGGACGACAAGUUGGCCUACCUCCUCACGAAGCUGCCCAAGAGGAGCCUGCUCCUGCUCGAAGAUGCUGAUGCGGCCUUUGUGAACCGUCGCCAGCGCGAUGCCGACGGCUACUCGGGUGCCAGCGUCACAUUUUCGGGCUUGCUCAACGCGCUAGACGGCCUCGCCGCCGGUGAAGAACGCAUUGCCUUCCUGACCACCAACCACAUUGAUCGCCUCGACCCGGCAUUGAUUCGGCCAGGUCGGGUUGACAUGAUGUUGCGACUCGGCGAAGCCACCAAAUAUCAAGCUGCGCAGAUGUGGGAUCGCUUUUACGGGGACGUUGACAAGGACGGCUCUGGGCGCGAACGCUUCUUGCAGCGACUGGAUGAGCUGGGUCUUUUCGGAACAGACAGGGAAGGGAAGCCGUCCAACAGGCAUACCAGUACUGCGGCAAUCCAGGGUUUGUUCUUGUUCAACAAGAAUGACGCUCAAGGAGCCAUUGACAUGGCCGAGGGUCUGAUUCCUCGCAAAUUUGAAGCCGAGGACACAGUCCCUGACGGUGCAAUAAAGACGCCGCCGUGAAAGACGUUGGCAGCGAAUGCUGGGCACCAUAUUGCCUCGCGACCUAUGCUAAUACUGCUUGUACAUUAUAUGCAGAGAUACCCUUGCUAUCUGCCCGGUGUUUGUGGGAAUCAUUACGGCAUGUGCUUAGAUGGACGAGGACUGCUCGGGCUCGGAGCGGAUAUAUGCGAAGUUAUAAGUUCCCAUGAGUGUAUGUAUAGAAAAAGGUAGACAGCUCACCCCGGACAUGGAUUCCAUGCAAACAAUACGAUUGUCGCGAAAUGAGCCGAUCGCGGAGGGAAGCUGUGAAGUUAGCUCAAGCCUUGGGUC
Molecule: messenger RNA, 2386 nt
Organism: Purpureocillium takamizusanense
Lineage: Eukaryota; Fungi; Ascomycota; Sordariomycetes; Hypocreales; Ophiocordycipitaceae
Gene: BCS1
Product: Complex III assembly protein translocase and chaperone
Exons: 1
Coding region: 665-2077 (470 amino acids)
Biological process (GO): mitochondrial respiratory chain complex III assembly; protein insertion into mitochondrial inner membrane from matrix
Cellular component (GO): mitochondrial inner membrane
Molecular function (GO): ATP binding; ATP hydrolysis activity
Source: RefSeq, a predicted model, not a curated record